Helobdella robusta is the source of this 828-nucleotide messenger RNA. RefSeq lists its product as hypothetical. The record is from RefSeq and is a predicted model, not a curated record. Bases 1 to 828 code for a protein of 275 amino acids. Lineage: Eukaryota; Metazoa; Annelida; Clitellata; Rhynchobdellida; Glossiphoniidae. The transcript has 5 exons.
AUGCAAUGUUUCAAACAACAUUUGAAGGGAUUAAACGUUGAAAAUGGCGAAUUUCUCUUACAAGAAAUACUUCAUUGUAAUUCUUCUAUCAGUGUUUUAUCAUAUCUUGCAGUUUCAGCCUCAAAAAGCUGUGUUGUUCAGCAUUUUUCAGCUGUGUUGUACAGUUACAUUUCUGUUAGCAACCAGAAAACGAACAUUUGUUUCGAUGAAGCCAUGGAUGGAGUUUUGAAACUGUUGGCUGUUUAUGCUGCCCAAUGCAUCCACAAGUGUCUGCAAGCAACCGGCGUGAACUUGAGAGGCAUCAACCACAGGACAUCAGUGAGAUCUUGUUUGUGUGUUCCGAAAAUGAACCUUCUGUAUAACGUAACUACUGAUCUGACUGGAGGAUGCCUGGCGUAUAUGACUCACGACUGUCCAUCCGAAUUCGACUACAUAGUAAAAAAUAACAAGUGUUACAACUAUCAGCCAUCAGGAAACACUUGGAACAAUUCCAGAGAUAUUUGCAAUGCUCUGCUCAACUCCCAUCCCCUUAUCAUUGAUGAUUCUAAUGAACUUUAUGUUCUCAGCUCUUAUCUCAAGGUCAUCAAAGAUUUUUUGAUGGUUUGGACAGCUGGCUUUCGAUCGUACAUCAAUAGAACUUCUUUUUUCAUCUGGCAACCCUAUCCAGGAAAAGAGAGUCCAAUCAGUUACUACUCCUGGUGGAAUGGUGGUGCAAACUUAGUGAACCUUAAUAUGAACUGCAUUGUAUUCGUAACCGAAAUAAACCGCAUGGAGAAUAAUUAUUGCGGCAGUUCGUUUUCCGUUCUAUGUGAGAUCGAUGUUGAGUAG